AUGCACUCGAUUUUCUCUCCGUUUGAUCUCCCAGACGGUAUCGUCUUGUUGCUAUUAGAUGAACUCGCAGCUCCAGCAGAUUUUAUCUUGCAUCGCACUCUCGGGGCACACCUCAAAGCGGGACUUGUUUCCGGACGGGUCAAACCGAAAUCUGUUAUACUCUCGGUAUCGGAGGGUAUAACGAGGUGGAAAGCCCUAGCAAUGAAAUCGAACAUCAACCUCCAAACGCAUCUUGAUGCAGGGACGCUCGAGUUCAUAGAAUUGUUGUCUUGCGUGGAGCCUGGCACGGAAGCCAACCUACGAAGAGUCUUCGACCGCGUCCUCUCAGCUCUCGAGAAUUCGUCGCCUUCUCAGCAGCGGCCUCUCAUCAUUCUGGACGACAUAUCGGUAUUGGAGUGGAUCGGCUUUUCACUCACAUCUGUACAGCGCUUCAUACGAGCCCUGAGGUCCCUGGCACUGAAGGCGAAUGCGACGCUCCUCAUUCGACAUCAUGUGGUGACGCCGAACGAGCCCGACGAGCUCCUUCGACACUUGCUGCAGAUUUGCACGUAUCAUCUUGAAGUGAGACCACUUGCCAGUGGGAGAAGCGGUGCUGUCAGUGGGGAGCCUCCUAAAGCAAAGACUGGAUCAAGCAAGAAGCCUGCUGCUGCCCCCUUCGGUGCUGGCAAGUCAACCAAGGCUAAGAAGAACCCUCUCUUCGAGGCCACCCCCAAGAACUUCGGCAUUGGCCAGGAUAUCCGCCCCAAGACCGACCUAACCCGCUUCGUCAAAUGGCCCGAGUAUGUCCGCCUUCAGCGCCAGAAGGUUAUCCUACACCAACGCCUCAAGGUCCCUCCCGCCAUCGCCCAAUUCUCCCACACCCUCGACAAGAACACCGCUACCCAGCUGUUCAAGCUCCUCAACAAGUACCGCCCUGAGAGCAAGCAGGAGAAGAAGGCUCGUCUCGAGGCCGCCGCUGCCGCCGCCACUGAGGGUAAGGACAAGGAUGCUAAGGACUCAAAGAAGCCUCUGUUCGUCAAGUACGGUCUCAACCACAUCGUUGCCCUCAUCGAGGCCAAGAAGGCUUCCCUCGUCGUCAUCGCCCACGACGUCGACCCCAUCGAGCUUGUCGUCUUCCUGCCGGCCCUGUGCCGCAAGAUGGGUGUCCCCUAUGUGAUCGUCAAGGGCAAGGCCCGUCUCGGCACCGUCGUCCACAAAAAGACCUCCGCUGUCCUCGCGGUCCAGGAAGUUAGGAGUGAGGAUCAGCGUGACCUCGCCACCCUCAUUAGCGCCGCCAAGGCCAACUUCACCGACAAGUACGACGAGGCUCGUCGCCAAUGGGGUGGAGGAAUUCGUGGCACCAAGUCCACCCAGAUGCUCCGCAAGCGCGCUAAGGCUGCCGGUCAGAGCACCACCAACCCUGCUCUUGGCAAGCUCUAA
Molecule: messenger RNA, 1419 nt
Organism: Cyclocybe aegerita
Lineage: Eukaryota; Fungi; Basidiomycota; Agaricomycetes; Agaricales; Hemipholiotaceae
Source: the annotation of a GenBank genome assembly